CUCCUUAAUUUAAUUACUUUAUUUAUGCUCGUCACGUUUAGUAAUAAGCCAUUUAGUAACGUACUUAUACACUACCUCGCUAUACUAGGUAUUAAUAUGGACACCCACCAGCUACGUACUACGAAGAACUAUUUAUAUAUACUUACCGGCGUUAUUUACUACAUCUAG
Molecule: messenger RNA, 168 nt
Organism: Paraphaeosphaeria sporulosa
Lineage: Eukaryota; Fungi; Ascomycota; Dothideomycetes; Pleosporales; Didymosphaeriaceae
Exons: 1
Source: RefSeq, a predicted model, not a curated record